UGCUGCGAGAGGGUGGUCAUCAACAUCUCCGGCUUGCGCUUCGAGACGCAGCUGAAAACUUUCAACCAGUUCCCAGAGACGCUGCUGGGAGACCCCAGGAAGAGGAUGCGCUACUUUGAUCCACUCAGGAACGAGUACUUCUUCGACAGGAACAGACCCAGCUUUGAUGCCAUCCUUUACUACUACCAGUCCGGAGGGCGCAUCCGGAGACCAGUUAAUGUCCCCAUUGAUAUUUUCUCAGAGGAGAUUAAGUUUUACCAACUCGGGGAGGAGGCCAUGGAGAAAUUCCGCGAGGAUGAAGGGUUUAUAAAAGAGGAGGAGCGCGUACUGCCCAAAAACGAUUUUCAAAAGCAGGUUUGGCUUUUGUUUGAGUAUCCAGAAAGCUCCGGACCAGCGAGAGGGAUAGCCAUCGUGUCAGUCCUCGUUAUACUGAUUUCAAUUGUUAUUUUUUGCAUGGAGACUCUGCCUGAAUUCCGGGAUGAGAAAGACGUCGCCACAGUGGCACCAACAGUUAAUGGCACUGCGCCCUACGUCCCAAGCCCCUUCACAGACCCCUUCUUUGUGAUAGAAACCUUGUGUAUUAUUUGGUUUUCCUUUGAGUUGCUGGUUCGGUUCUUCGCCUGCCCCAGCAAAACCACUUUCUCCAAAAACAUUAUGAACAUCAUUGACAUUGUUGCCAUAAUCCCCUACUUCAUCACCCUGGGGACGGAGCUGGCCGAGAGGCAAACCAACGGCGGCCAGCAGGCGAUGUCCCUCGCCAUCCUGCGGGUGAUCAGGCUGGUGAGGGUCUUUCGCAUCUUUAAGCUCUCGCGCCACUCAAAGGGACUCCAGAUUUUGGGACAGACGCUCAAGGCGAGCAUGAGGGAGCUGGGCUUGCUCAUAUUCUUUCUCUUCAUCGGGGUCAUCCUCUUCUCCAGCGCGGUGUACUUCGCAGAGGCGGACGACCCCUCGUCCAGUUUCACCAGCAUCCCCGACGCGUUUUGGUGGGCGGUCGUGACCAUGACCACGGUCGGGUACGGGGACAUGCACCCGGUCACCAUCGGGGGCAAAAUAGUGGGGUCGCUGUGCGCCAUAGCGGGCGUGUUGACCAUUGCCUUGCCCGUGCCGGUGAUCGUGUCCAACUUCAACUACUUUUACCACCGGGAGACGGACGGCGAGGAGCACCAGCAGUACCUGAACACGGGCAGCUGCGAGCACCUCCCCACCACCGAGGAGCUGAGGAGGUCCUGCAGCUCCUCGUCCCUCAGCAAGUCGGAGUACAUGGUGAUAGUGGAGGGCAUCAACAGCGCCUUUAAAGAGCCCAACUGCACCACGGAGAGCAACCAGAACUGCGUGAACAUCAAGAAGAUCUUCACAGACGU
This is a messenger RNA of Austrofundulus limnaeus, 1361 nucleotides long. Its product is annotated as potassium voltage-gated channel subfamily A member 2. The record is from RefSeq and is a predicted model, not a curated record. Lineage: Eukaryota; Metazoa; Chordata; Actinopteri; Cyprinodontiformes; Rivulidae. Gene Ontology annotation, biological process: potassium ion transmembrane transport; action potential; protein homooligomerization. Gene Ontology annotation, molecular function: protein binding; delayed rectifier potassium channel activity. Gene Ontology annotation, cellular component: voltage-gated potassium channel complex; membrane.